CACGAAGCGGCCUGCUCACGGAGCUUUCCCCCCUCAGGCCGUUGUCAUGGCAACGAGGACUUGUUGCGGAGGCGAAGCAUCGCCGGCCCAUUGUGAUGCUGCCUGACCCGCUGAAUUCCUCCAGUAUUUUGUGUUUUACUACACGAUGCUACUUACAGUGAGGUCAGAGCAGGGGAAAGAAGGAUUUCCGCAAAUGAAGCUGGCCUGGGAAAUUGCAGAAUGUAACAUGGGAAGUUCGGCCUUUGAAGUUUUUGAACAUUACGCUGGAGGCCUCAUGUAAAGGAGUGACAUAACGGAGAAAUAUUCUGUACCCACAAGUGAUCAGAUGGAUGCCAUAAUUCUCACUCAAUGUCUCAAGACAUUGGUAGUUAUAAUGUCACUGUAAACGCAUCAUAUGAUGGUUUUGACACAGUAUCCUUUUCGCCCAAAGGAUGUUCCACAAGUGCUUGUGGAGGGUUGGUGAAACUUCAGGAUUUAUAUAUAGAUGGAAACUUGGGCUGUGCUGUCGUGGGUCUCACGUGUACCUAUGCGACCUUUCAAAUUGUCUCGCUGGAUAAAUUUUUGGAUAUCCCCAUGAUAUCCGCGGGAAGCUUUGGGUUAUCUUGCGACAAAAAACCCAACUUGACCAGGAUCCUCCCCACAGCUAGGAAAAUCUCCAGCUUCUUCAUAUCGCUCUGGAAUGACAAGGAAAUUGUGAAGAAAUAUAAGUGGGAAUCAACUUACAUCUACAAAAAAAAUGAAACCUCGGAAUCCUGUUUCUGGUUCAUUAAUGCCUUGGAGGCUGGCUCAGCUGAUUUCUCCUUGGGUUUAGAAGUGAAGGAAAUCAUCCGGGACUCAGUAAAAUUUAAGGAGAUAGUGAAUGACUCAAAAAGAAAGAGUAAUGUGAUCAUUUUGUGUGGGACAAUCGGUGAUGUUGAGACAUUAGUUGAUGGUGUGACGCUGCAUAAAGACAUUGUCAUCAUUCUGCUGAACCUGUUCAACUACACCAACGGAACUUCAAUGAGCUACAUGAAACAAGUACUAGUGGUGACCCUGAUGUCCACAGAUCACAAGAUGUCUACAAAUAAUAACCAGACUUUACAAAGGAUGCAUAACAUUUCACCGGAAAACAACGACUACCUGAGCGGGUACUCGGAAGCUGUAAAACUCUUUGGGUCUGUUCUCAAUGAUUUUCUGACCAGGAAUCAGACCCCCACCCGGGACAACUUCCGGCAAGGUUUUCGUAAUACCUCUUUCACAGGACUUGAUGACAACCAAGUUUACCUGGAUGAAUUUGGAGACCGAGACUUUAACCUGACUGUUCUGUACGUUUCAAUCAAGACCACAACAUACGAGACGUGGUUCAUCUUUGACACCCAGAAUAACCGAACAAAUGUCACUGAAGUGGCUCCUGAUUUUGCCUGGGUGGAUGGACUGCCUAGCAGUGAGCCGAUAUCCCCUUCAAAUAAUCCCAUGUUGAUGCACGUAGUGAUCGGUCUGACAAUCACCGUUGUGGUGGUGACACUGAUCGCAAUGGUUGUACUGCGGAAGUACAGAAUGGAACGGAAAAUCCGUCUGAAGAAAUGGUCGCACAUUUCGAGCGAUCGGAUCGUUCCGUUGGAAGUAGCCGAACACAGCUACAUAAACCUGAAGAUUGAAGAAGAUAAGAGAAAAGAUAACUUUGUGCCGAUAUUGAGAGCAAAAUAUGACAAAAAGAUUGUUAUUUUGAAGGAACUGAAGCACAAAGAUGGCAACUUUACUGUGAAGCAAAAAAUUGAACUUAACAAGUUGCUCCAAAUCGAUUACUAUAAUUUAAUCAAGUUCUAUGGGACGGUGAAGAUUGACUAUGAGAUAUUCAAGGUGAUUGAGUACUGUGAGCGAGGAUCACUGAGGGAUGUUUUGAAUGAUACAAUAUCAUAUCCCGAUGGGACUUUUAUGGAUUUGGAGUUCAAGGUAUCGGUCAUGUAUGACAUUGCAAAGGGUAUGUCAUAUCUACAUUCAAGCCACCUAGAAGUGCAUGGGAAUCUAAAAUCGACGAAUUGCGUGGUGGACAGUCGGAUGGUUGUGAAAAUUACUGACUUUGGGUGUAAUACCAUUGUUAUGCCACAGAAAGGUCUGUGGACAGCCCCCGAACACCUGCGGAUGGAGGGAGUAUCUCAGAAAGGUGACACGUACAGUUAUGGAAUCAUAGGUCAGGAGAUCAUCCUUCGAAAGGAUACCUUCCAUACUCGAGCUUGUAGCAAUCCAGCAGAGAAAUUGAUGAGGGUGAUGAUGGCAAAUGAAUCUGUUCCACUUCGACCCAGUCUUCCCCUGGAGACAGCCACGGACAGAGAACUGGAGGUGUACGGGCUGAUCAAGAACUGCUGGGACGAAGAUCCAGAAAAAAGAGCAGACUUCAAGAAAAUUGAGGCCACACUGGUCAAAAUAUUCAGCACAUUCCACAGUGAGACCAACAAGAGCUACAUGGACACGCUGAUCCGCCGGCUUCAGAUGUACUCAAAGAACCUGGAGCACCUGGUGGAAGAGAGAACAGUCCUGUACAAAGCUGAACGCGACAGGGCCGAUGAGCUGAACUACAUGCUACUUCCUAAGCCUGUGGUGAUAUCACUGAAAACAACUGGCUGUGUGGAGUCCGAGCUUUUUGAAGAAGUGACCAUCUACUUCAGUGACAUUGUGGGGUUUACCACCAUCUGUAAGUUCAGCACUCCCAUGGAAGUGGUCGUCAUGCUAAAUGACAUGUACAAGAACUUUGAUCAGAUCCUGGACAAUCACGAUGUCUACAAGGUGGAAACCAUUGGAGAUGCCUACAUGGUGGCAUCAGGUUUGCCAAAGCGGAAUGGAAACAGACACGCGGUGGACAUCACCCGGAUGGCUCUGGACAUUUUAAACUUCAUGGGGUCAUUUGAGCUGGCUCACCUGCCCAGCCUCCCGAUAUGGAUCAGGAUAGGUAUUCACUCAGGUCCUUGUGCUGCGGGUGUUGUGGGGACCAAGAUGCCACGAUAUUGCCUAUUUGGGGAUGUGGUCAACACAGCUUCACGCAUGGAGUCCACAGGGUUACCACUAAGAAUUCAUGUUAACCAAUCAACGAUCAAUAUAUUGAAAAGGACAAAGUGUAAAUUUGAAUAUGAGAUGCGAGGGGAAACCUUUCUGAAGGGAAGAGGAACUGAAGUCACCUACUGGCUCACGGGAGAAACGGACCGCAACUUCACACUGCCGGCACCCCCCUCGGCGGAGAACUUGCAGCGACUUCAGGCCGAUUUUGCUGAGAUGAUUAUUGAGUCCCUUGAGAAGCGGAGGGCAUCCGAGUGCAAGACAGUGACCAAAGAAGAACUUCAAUACCUGCAGCUCGGCUCCACAGAGUUACUCAGCACAUACCUGUAGCUGUGAGGACCACUGUUGUGUGGAGAUGUCUGGAUACAGUCCUGUAUGGAUGCACAAAGCUUCAAAUGUUCACUUUGAAGCAUUAGUGAAGCUUUCAAGCUUUGAAGAAAUAUGCCAACCUAUUGCUGCUGAAUAUUUAUGCUUUUCAGAGUCAAUGCUGGGGCAGGUGUUAUCUUUCUAACUUUAGUAUUGGGUUCCCUCAGUUCCAGUGUAGUGGAGGCCGGCUGCAUAGUAAAUCUUGCUUCCAUCUGGUCUAUUAAUGAGCUGAGAUGUACCAAGAUGUAGUCACAGUGUGUAUUUCGAAACAUUUCGACCCGGAACGUCACCUGUUCCUUCUCUCCAGAGAUGCUGCCUGUCCCGUUGAGUAACUCCAGCAUUUUGUGCCUAUCUUCUUGUGUGUAUUUCUCUCUCUGCUCAAUGUCAGCUGAAACCACCUGGCAAUUCUUUCACCACUGAGUCGAAAGGUCUGAAGUAAAGAGAAACAGACUGACCUUUUCCACAAUCCUGAGAGAUAACGUCAGAGGUACUGUGUUACAAAUAAGACGUUGAACGGAGGCCCAUGCCUGAUUACUCAGACAGAAGGAUCCUGUGCUGUGAAGACGUGCAGAGGAAUUCCCCCAAUAUCCUGGGCAAUAUUCUUGACGUGCUUCAUAGAUGGUGGAAAGGCCUUGAGCUGUCCUAAGAUGAGAGAUUCUGGACAACCCCAGAAACUGUGUCUGUGGAAUUCUCCGCCUCAGAGGGCGAUGGAGGCAGGUUCUCUGGAUGCUCUCAAGAGAGAGCUAGAUAGGGCUCUUAAAAAU
Molecule: messenger RNA, 4160 nt
Organism: Amblyraja radiata (thorny skate)
Lineage: Eukaryota; Metazoa; Chordata; Chondrichthyes; Rajiformes; Rajidae
Product: heat-stable enterotoxin receptor
Biological process (GO): intracellular signal transduction; protein phosphorylation; cGMP biosynthetic process
Cellular component (GO): plasma membrane
Molecular function (GO): peptide receptor activity; adenylate cyclase activity; protein kinase activity
Source: RefSeq, a predicted model, not a curated record